UUGACGCAACAUCGAUCGCGCACCUCCACGGGUCGUAGCCUUCGCAUUUCCCGACGAGUUUCAACGCAAUCCUACCCAGUUUUGUCCUCCGAAAAAAUUUGAACGAGAUAGCUGACAAGUGGACUUCCCGCCUAAAUUUCCAAUUGCGCGUGAUAUUCGCCGCGACUUUCGAUAUAUGCAUCGCAAAGUGACGAUUACGAAGAGCUCCGACUCCGACAAGUCUCAGAAACCCUACGAAUGAAGGAGUAGAGGAGGAACGGGAGGGACCAUCGUUUUCAGGGUGCAAAUUCUUUGUGCGUCGCCCGAUGUGUUGUCAAAAUUCAUCGAGGAAAUAUUAAUGGCAAUUGAAUCGCGGUGCUGUUGUCGGUUUAGACGUCACAGAGAUUGAUACUUAAUGAAGAAAGGAAUAAAAGGCCUAUGACUAGCCAUCAGGGAAUAUGAAUGAUCAUAAUUCGUCGGCGGCUGCAUCGAUGCAAGAUUCUAUCCGAUAACGGCGUCGAUCGCAGACGUCGACGAUUAACAUCAUCAUCAUUGGCUUUAACAUUGACAACGAUUAUACAUCGAAAUCAUGGACAAACAGGAGUUCUUUGCUAAUCUACAUUAUCUGCCGAUCGCCGUUUUUAUCUCCUUGCCUACGAUCUUCAUUUUAACAUAUGUAAUCGCUGUUCUACUAGGACAUGUAGAAGCUGGUUUUCCUUACAUCUCCGAUGCAGCAACUUAUGCACCAGAGAGUUGCAUUUUCUCUCAAACUGUCAAUCUGAUUGCCAUUCUCAUGUUUUUUAUGAUCUACAUAAGAUAUUCCCAAGUUAAGGAAUGCACUAGCACCUACGGUUCACCAGCUUCCUUGCCGAAGUGGAAUCAUUGGGCCUUAAUAUUCGGCCUCGCAUCAACCGCCGGUUUAUCAAUUGUCGCGAAUUUUCAAGAAACUUCAGUAAUCGUAGUUCAUCUCAUCGGUGCAGUGCUCUGCUUUGGAGGUGGUACCGCGUAUUUUUGGACCCAGGCCAUAUGUUCAUUUUACUUGUACCCGUCAGGGUGUUCGUUACGACUCGCGCAUCUUCGCACGGCAUUAUCGACCUUCUGUACAGUGUGCUUCUUCGUGAUUCUCAUCACAGGCGUGCUGGCUCAUCUCGCUUAUAAGGGGACGAAUCCUCGGAAAUGGUAUAAAGAGGACGGCGGCUGGGAAUUGCAUGUGGCUAGUACGGUAACCGAAUGGCUUUGCGCAAUGGCGUUUUGCGCUUAUAUUCUGACGUUCACGGAGGAAUUUAGGGACAUUAGGAUAAGUCCCCCAAAGGUAACUUUUAACACAACAAUACAUUUUAAUAAAGUAGCUAUUUUUUAUCACCAAGAAUCAUUCAUGGACAAUUUCAUUUUUACUUCCUACGUGUUCGGCAACAGCGUAGGCAGAGGCGCCGGUAACUAUGUCAAUCUUCUCUCGCAUUCACCGGUCGACACACCCUGUCCCGGCUAUCGGUACCGCGGGUCCAGAGACAAUCUGCUGGACGAAGCGGCGCCGUUGGUGACAACGACACCGCCAGAGCUGCGCGACAACGCCGAGGGGAAUCCCGACGUCCUCUGCCCAGUGCAAAUACACGUACACGAUCCUACAAUACGCGAACGACGACGACAUCCCGAAGGCAAUCGCUUCGAAAAGCGAUGUCGAAAAGCCGUCGAAGAUCGUUCCAAGAAAUGGGUCGAUCUCGAUGAAAAUGUGCUAGACGGUUAUAUCCUAAUCGACGACAGGAACCUCGGUCCUUCAGUCCCCGAGAUCGACGGUGAAGAAUUAUCGUAUCCCGAAGACGCUAUUGAGUACGAUGACGACGACGAUGACGAUGACGAUGACUGUGACAAAGAGACCGGUAGUCAUGAUAAACAUAGAUGGUCGAUAUAUAAACGAUUGAAGAGAAGUGAUUCGAGACGACACCGGCCUGAUCUUGACUUUGGAGCGACAUAUCCGCUCGCGAAUAGUCACGGAAAUGCCUAUCAGGACUCGAGCAGCCAUAGUAAGUAUACGGAGUUGUAUUCGGGAUACCAGAGCGCCAGAAAUAAUCUCAACACGACUCGUGAUCUUGACGUAACGUCAAUAUACGCGGUGGCGAACAGCCAUGGCAAGAACGGCGAUUUUGCAGCGGACAUGCAAAAUCGAGGGUACAGGGAAAACAUAGAAAGCGAUAAUCUAGCCUGGGAUAAUAGAACGGAGGGCAUGAAUUACGAGAUAGCCAACAGCCACAGCAACUACCGCGUAUUCUAUGACAGUCAAACGCAACAUCAAGCUUCUUUGAUGCCUCCCUGGUCCUCAGAAAUGUGGUCGGAAAAUCAUCGUGAAGAAUCUCAAGUCACGUCAAAAGAUCCCAAGGACGAAACCGCGAGAAAACGGAACAAGGAAGGAUGCGAGAUGAACAAUGCGAGUCAACCAGGAAAGAACGAGCAAAACUCGGAAACAAGCUGCGAUAUCGAACAAUGUUUGGUACAGAUCGAGGAAAGUCUCCUGAAUAUUGAACAAAAUCUUCUUCACGUUCAGGAUCUGGACAUACCGGAGCUGAGAAACUUACUAUACAAGAGUCCGAGCAUCGAGCGAAGUCUUUACGAAGUACAGGAUCUCCUCUACGCCGAUGGCAUCGUGCCGGCCAUCACCAAGAACAAAUCUAUGUCUCUCGAUUCAGACGAAGAAGAGGAAGAGGAGGAAGACGAAGAAGAUGAAGUCGAAGAGGAAGAAGUAUGGGUAGGGCAAAAUAUAACAAUCAAAGAUAACGACGAUGAAGACGGAAAUACAAGCGCGCCUCUGCUAAAUGGCUCGAAUGAAGACUCUUCGGAUACAGCCAACGUUGACGAAUCUAAUCCCUCGAGAUCAAUCGAUGAUCACCGCGUCGACUGGAACGAUGGAUCAAACGUUCUGCGAGAAGAAGCAAAAAAUUUCCAGAUAUGUCCGGAAAAGACGAUGAACUUUAUACCUAAUAGUCUCGGCAAAACUUUACCCAGAAGAAUCGUUCUGGACGAAGUUAAGGAAAACAUUAGGCUAUGUUCGUCCGAAGAAGAGUCUACGAUUACGAUCGAUUACAAUCUGAAUAGCGCGUGCGCCGAGAAGAAAUCUCUCUUCCGCGACAAAUGGCAUAGCAGGACAAAUUCGUUAGACGAGAAUUCAAUUUUCCAGAAUACGGAACUUGGUGACAAGCAGGAGAACAAGAAAUUUUCGUUGCAAGAUAUUUUCCUCGAGGCCACGGGAACUCGUCCCUUGGCAAUUAAUGCAAAAGCACGUUCAGAAGGCACGUUACAAACAGACCGAGAGAAACGACGUGACAGAAGAGGUUCUCACGAGGAAAAACUUCUGCAAGCCGUUGAAGCGACAGCGGAGGAUUUUCGGAAGAAACUCGAAAGUUUCGCGUCACAGCGACGAUCUAUUUUGAACAGGCAGAAGAGAACAACGCCGAAGUUAACCAAGGAAGUACCAGAUAACACGCGAUCGCGAGAAAAGCGCGCGGCAACAACUGCGGCUAACAAUAAGAUGCAGGAUAAAGACAGCAGCGUCGGAAAGAACAGCGGUUGCGAUAAGCGAAAGAGAAAGAAAACUUCGGGGAAAAAUCAAAGUGUCUCGGAAAACGCUCUAGUACCCAGUAAACUGAUUUCGCUCUCGCUAUCGUUGCUUCUCGCGGCUCUGCUACAGGCGGUAAGAUGCUUGACAGACCUCGUUGAGGAUGCCUUCCGAUCGGUCAGUUACGAUAAAAGCGGAUUGCUACAAUAAGUUGCAACAAUUUUUCAAGAAAAAUUCAAAAAUAUUCAAAAAUAUUCAAGUAUCGACGAUGCGGCGAAUACCUCGCCUUAUAUCCCAAACCCAUCGACGGAUACAUAACAGAUGUAUCAUAGACGAUCAACCACGUCAACAAUCAAUCUCGUAAUAGUCCGAGAGUUACACCCGAUAUCUGUGAUAAACGCUAUGCUUAGGAUUCUCGAUGAAAUUGCGUUACUCCUUGCUUCCAAAAUAUCGAAGUCAACCAAUCUCAAAAUUUAUCUCGCUAACAUUUUCUUAAAAAUCAAAACCGAUUUUUAAAAAAGAACUUUAAAAUUUAAAAAAAGAUUAUAUAUUUGUUGUAAACGUGAUUGUUUGACAAGCAAAUUAAUAUUGGCAAUGGUAGUACGACGAUCUUCCGAAAUGUAAGAAUUGUAACGGUUACUUGACAGAUACGAGGCAAAGCGAAUAAUAGUGCGUGAUAAAUCUGGAUAACUCAUUGAUGGUGCUGAAUACGGGCUAAGUACAUAUGAACGAUGUUUAUUAUUAUGUAUAUACGUUCAAAAGUGCCUAAAAGAAACCAUCGCGUAUCACAUACGAGGUGUAGUACACGACAUACUAUAAAUAUUAAUAACGCUAUUUAUGUCUACCUACGUAAAUCUCCUUUUUCAAGAUGUAAGAGCAUUGAAAGAAAAUAAAGCAAGAGAGACGAGAAGACGAAAUGCUUAAAACGUAAAAGCAUUCUCACGCGUAACUCACUAUUCCCUUCUGCAACCAUCCUCUUUACAAUUCAAAGAAUAUAAAUCUGGAAAUGCUAAUAUUGUGCUUUUCAAGUGCUCAACUUGAGAGAAACCUCUUCUUAAAGCAAGCACGGUUGAAUCAAUAUAGAAUUCUCUCUAUUUUAAUUCAUCAUUUAUCGGAUAAUGAGAUAAAAUAAAGAUGAUCCUCGCCAAUUAGAUUUUUGUAUCUAUCUAAAAUUCAGUCAAAAUAUUCACGACAUAAUAUUGGCUCAAAUUUUACUAUAGCGUGAAUAACAUCGCAACAAAAAUAAAUCAUUAUUUUCAGUUUGCUGUCACUUUGAUAGAAAAGCAGAUACUUUCCUCUGAAUUUUUCAAAAUUAAGGAAUAAUAGAUUUCCCUCUAUUUAAAUUAACAAAUUAUAUUACAAUCAUAUAAAUAACACGAUAAAUCAAAAUUUUUGUACGAUAAUUUACGAAUUAUGAAUGACUAUCGAUUUAUUAUAUUACUAUUAUUGCUCCACAAAUUUCUUUCUGACGGUCUAUUUAUCAUUCUGCUCGUUAUCGAUUUUCUACCUGAUCAUAAAUCAGUAUAAGAUAACUUGUGUUACGUGUACACAUUUUACGCACGAAAUAGUAUGUAAGGAAUGGGAGCAGAAUUCGGAUCGAUGUUCCGUGCUUGUCACGCAUCAAAGAGACGACAUAGAUAGAGUAACGUGACACUAAAUUAUUCCGAAAUGUUUGUUCGUUUCGAAUUUCUCGUCUUACAAUCAGUUUAACAAAGUCUCGAGUUUCCCAAAUCAAUGUUAUCGUUCGCAAAGCUUGCUCCGAAGAUAGUUACUUCCUUGUUCGUUCACAUACUGUCGAUCGCAAUGACACAAUUGACAUUUUGCCGUUAAUACGAAAAGUUACACAUGACUAAUGAUUUUACAAGAUCAAAGAUUUCUUAGAGCAAAUAAAAAAAUUUGAAAAGUUAUUUGUAAUAGUUUAAAAUUUUAUAUGUCACUUGUGUGAACAAAUAAAUAUAUACCAAAUU
Molecule: messenger RNA, 5493 nt
Organism: Formica exsecta
Lineage: Eukaryota; Metazoa; Arthropoda; Insecta; Hymenoptera; Formicidae
Exons: 8
Coding region: 569-3736 (1055 amino acids)
Source: RefSeq, a predicted model, not a curated record